UAGUGAAUACGAUGUAGUCUUUCUUUGUUGCGCUCUCUUCCUUCGGGAAAAAAAAGGAGAGAAGGGGAGAGCACUGCAACAGGGGAGGGGGCUAAAAGUUUACGGAUUUUUCCUUGAGCCAGAACUAGUACGGGUGGGGACGGAGGCAGAGUUGCGAAACAUUUAUUUUCCUCGUUUCUUUAUAUGAAGCGUUUGACUCAUCAUUUCGCGGAUUUACACAGACACAAGCAGUGGACAAAGUUCGAUUUGUGUUUGGAUUGGAAACAACAGUCUGCAAGGCAAUGGCGGUAUCAGUGAACAGAGACAUGACCGUGAUGGUUGAGGACACUACAGUGCGCAAGCUGACUGACAGACAGGAAGCUCUGAAGAGGAGCAUCCAGAAAGGAGAGGCCAAAGUUCUGGGUGUCUCCCAGGUGAUGGUGGGUCUGCUUGUCAUUCUCUACUCCCUUCCUCUCCUGAUCCCUGCCUUCACAGAGGUCGUGACCUUUGGGGUGCCCUGGUGGAGCGGAACAGUGUUCAUUAUAACAGGAGCAGUUGCCAUAGCAACGGACAAACACAGCAAUAUGAAAUUUCUGUCUGUGUGUUUGGUCACCACGGGGAUUGGCCUGCUGGUCUCCAUCCUGGCCCUCAUCUUCUACUUCAUCGACCUGUACAACCACCCCGACAUCACCCCCCCCAGCAAAGACUGCAACCCCCACACCGAGGACUGCCGCACUGAGCACCUGGCUGUCGCCUUCAGUAGAGGUGUAAAGUCUUCACUCCUUCUCUUCACGAUUGUCCAUGCUGUUAUUUCCUCCAUUCUGGGCUACAAUCUGUACAAGGACCGGAAGUGUUUCACUGAUUACACGACCAUGGACCAGCUUAUUCCUCCAUCCUCCACGAUUGAACUCAACUGACCAAUCACAGCCGGAGGAAAGGCAACACUCACUCCAGAUCAAGAUCGCCUUCCCCGUUGCAAUCAGCUAUUGUUUAUGACAUAUGACGAUGCACUAUAGCCGUCUGUUAUAUAAACAGCAUUUUAUACCUGUAGGCACUCUGCAGUCAGCCACACUGUUUGUCUUUAUGGAGAUUAUGUCUGUUUUGUUUUGCUACAAUAAGAAAUAAAUAAUUUGUAUCAAA
Molecule: messenger RNA, 1119 nt
Organism: Conger conger (European conger)
Lineage: Eukaryota; Metazoa; Chordata; Actinopteri; Anguilliformes; Congridae
Gene: tmem176
Product: transmembrane protein 176
Exons: 7
Coding region: 282-896 (204 amino acids)
Cellular component (GO): membrane
Source: RefSeq, a predicted model, not a curated record